AUGGCCGUGUUGAUAAACAUGGGUAGCCCCGCCCUCGUGAGGCCCUCCAUCGCCUACGAGUGUUUGCGCUCGAUUGCUGUCGACACCGAGCGCGACAUCGCGCUCCUCGAGUACCUUGAGCCAUGGCUUGAGUUUCAGAGCACUGUCGGCAUCCUUGCCGAUCCUCCCGAGGGCUACAUGUACCCUGGUGUCGACAUUUUGGGUGGUUUCUCGAACAUGACAAGCAUGCUGCGGAACGGCGACUACGACAACCAAUACGACUUUAUCGUUGACCUGUUCCGCCUCAUUAACGUCAAGCCGCGUGAGGGCCAUUUGUCUUAUACCCCAGCUCUGAUUAGCGCUGUUCAAUUCGCCACGCCGGCCGUCUUUAUUUCCAUUUCGGAAGACGGCACCAGCCUACCAAGCAUUUACCUAUACGAUGACUACCUCCAGAGCCAAAGCCAGGGCUACGACGCCGCCAAAGUAGUAUCCUUCGACGGCACCCCCAUCUUCGAUUGGCUUCAGCAGCGAGGUGUCGACAACGACCGAAACCAGGAUCCUGAUGCUUCAUGGAACUCCCAGCUGUACAGCGCGGCUCUCGACAACAUUGGCGUUUCUGCUGCUUCCACAAUCUUCGCUCACGGCAAUCUGACUGAUCAGAGCACCAUCGUAUUCGGCAACAAUACCGAGGUCUCCUUCAACAACGUCGCUGUGCUUGUCGGCGACUUCUCCAACAUUUCGUCCGGCGAAGAUGUUCACAACAGAUUUGAAGUCCCCGACAGGUUUGGAAACGCAGAGUCGAGCCCCUUUACAAAGUUGGCGAAGCGCCAGUCCGACGGCUUCGACAAUGUGGGUUAUCCGGACCCUUUCGUCAUUCACGAGGACGGCUACAUCAGCGGAUACCACUUCCGUCGUGGCAAGCUGGACGAUACGGCUGUACUCGCCGUCAAGAGUUUCUUGACCUCCGACCUGGAGUCGCAACCCGAGGCUGACUUGGAGGAGUUCGUGCGAGUCGUAUCGACCUUUGUCACGGACUCGGCCGAUGAUGGGAAGGACCGCCUCAUCAUCGAUUUCCAAGGAAACGGCGGUGGUUCUCUAGCCAAUCUCAUCGCGCUGUACCUGUUCCUGUUCCCCCAGGCCGAGACCUUCCUCCCGCUGCGAGCCCGCGCCAACCCGCUCCUCAACUGGAUGGGCGAGACUGCCGUCGAGUUCCGAGCGCCUAUGCUGCCUGUGUACGACCUCCGGACCGCCGUCGACGAGGACAUGAACACCUUCAGCAGCUGCCUCCCCGAGCACUUCACUGCCAACAACACUGUAAUUUUGACAGACGGUUUCUGUGCUUCAGCGUGCGCGCUCGCUGUAGGUCUCAUGUCGCGCCUCCUCGGCAUCCACGUCGUCACCCUCGGUGGCCGCCCCAACGAGCGUCCUAUGCAGGCGGUCGGCGGCACCAAAGGUGGGCCCAUCCUGACUCUCGACUGGGGCAAGGCCAUCUUCCCGGAUAUCGCUUCCGAAGAGCGACCCCCAUCAGACCUGAGGACAGCGCCCUUCUCGGAGGUUGGUCCGCCGCUGGCAGGUCCUCCGCCUGAGAUGAUCGUCGUCAACUCCGCCAACGUUCACCUCCACGACGACGACGAUGCGGCGCCGCUGCAGUUCGUCUACGAGGCCGCCAACUGUCGUCUCUUCUACACGUGGGAGACCCUGACCAAUCUUACCAACCUCUGGGAGGCCGUUUCGGAUGUCAAUCCUCGUACGGGUUCCGGCGGCUUUGGUAAUGGAAGGAGCAAUGGUGGCGGCGGCAACGGCAACGGCAACGGCAACAGCAACGGCGGCUCCUCAAACGGUGAUGAUUCAGACAAUGCCGCCGGCCGGGUCGCCGGCGCGAGCUUCACCGUUCUAGUCGCCCUGGCGGCGGCUGUGAUUGCGUUUGCUUGA
Molecule: messenger RNA, 1911 nt
Organism: Verticillium alfalfae VaMs.102
Lineage: Eukaryota; Fungi; Ascomycota; Sordariomycetes; Glomerellales; Plectosphaerellaceae
Exons: 5
Coding region: 1-1911 (636 amino acids)
Source: RefSeq, a predicted model, not a curated record